AUGGCGGCAAAUGCUCUAGAUGUGUACGAAGGCUUAGAAUUCGAGACUGAAGACGAUAAGAAGGACAUUGAUAUUGUUCUCCAAAAGCUACAGCGUUAUUGUAUCGGAGAGACAAACGAAAUCUACGAGAGAUACCGAUUUAACAAGAGAGACCAAGAACCAAACGAGUCUCUGGAUGCUUACGUCACGGCCUUGCGCACGUUGGCGAAGACGUGUAACUUCGGAGUGUUAGAGAACAGUCUAAUUAGAGACAGGAUUGUCAUCGGAGUAAGAGACAAUCAAGCUCGCAAGAAGCUCCUACAAGUCUCCAAACUCACAUUGAAGGAAUGCAUUGAUAUCUGUAGAUCCUAUGAGACCUCAAGCCAACAACUGAAAGAAAUUAAUCAGGAGGAAGUCAGCGCCAUUAGUCAGUCUCAUGAAAAGAAACCUAGAGAAAUUCGCUGCAAGUUCUGCGCCAAAACGCAUGUCUGGAACAAGCUUAAAUGUCCUGCAUGGGGGAAGACUUGCUCUAAUUGUGGCAUUCCAAACCACUUUGCGGUGGCCUGCAAAAACAAACCGCCUCCACCCAGUUCGGCCACAUCCUGUAAACCUCCCACACCGAGACACGUCCGCAAGCCAGUACAUGCAGUGGAGGAUUCUGACUUUGACGAAUAUGUCGCCUGUGUUGAUGUCAAGGAGCACGUCUGUGCGGUGGAAAAUCCUGAUCGUAAAGACAAACUGCUUGCGGUAAUGCUAUUAAAUGGUCAUAGAGUCCCAUUCCAACUGGACACUGGUGCAACAGUGAACAUCUUACCUGAAGAGUCUUUCAAAGAAGUAUAUGGUGAAGGCAGCCUAUCCCUGCUGGACAAUGCGGACGUAACUCUUGUUAUGUACAACAAAACUGAGGAGCCCAUUGGCAAGAAACGUGUCCAAGUUGUGAAUCCCAGAAAUGGAAGAAAAUACAGUGUGGAAUUUGUAGUUGUAAAAGGAAAAGGCAAUCCUCUGCUUGGCUUACGAGCCAGUGAGCAAAUGCAACUCAUCUCUGUGGUCCGACAAAACAUCAUGUCUAUUCAGUCUGAAGAGCCUUCGCAGAGCAAAACACCACUUACAGCAGAAUCUAUCCUCAAAGAACAAGCUGAUGUAUUCAGGGGAGAAGGAAAGUUAGAAGGUGAUCUCCACCUUGAAAUUGACCCGAACGUACCGCCAGUUCAACUCCCAACAAGAAAGGUGCCAAUCGCCAUUAAAGAAAAGCUAAAAGAGGAACUGGAUCGUUUGGAAGGCCUUAACAUCAUCACACCAGUAAAUGUUCCAACCUCCUGGAUAUCAGCAACUGUAGUCACUUUGAAGAAAAAUGGCAAUGUCCGACUGUGUGUGGACCCCAAACCACUUAACCAAGCCCUUAAACGCAAUCACUACCCGCUGCCGACAAUCGAAGAUGUCCUUCCUGAGCUCUCAAAUGCGAGGUGCUUUACUGUGUUAGAUGCCAAAAAUGGGUUCUGGCACGUGUCCUUGGACGAGGAGAGCAGCUAUGCAACCACAUUUGGUACUCCGUGGGGAAGAUACAGAUGGCUCCGAAUGCCAUUCGGCAUCUCACCAGCCCCUGAAGAAUUCCAGCGAAGACUGGAUCAGGCAUUAGCAGGACUGAACGGAUGCAAAGCGAUCGCUGAUGACAUCCUCGUAUUUGGAUGCGGAGCUGAUGAUGAUGAAGCGGUAAGAGACCAUGAUGAAAAACUCAUUGCUCUUCUCCAACGCUGCCGAGAUAAAGGCGUAAAGCUGAACAGGGAAAAGCUGCAGCUAAGGCUCAAGGAAGUCGCGUACAUGGGCCAUGUGCUCUCCGCUGACGGGCUACAACCUGACCCUGAGAAAGUCAAGGCAAUCAGAGAGAUGCCAACACCAACUGACAAACAGAGCAUCCAACGCCUCUUAGGGAUGACCAACUACCUGCAGAAGUUUGCCCCGAGACUUUCAGAGAUCACGACUCCCCUACGUGAGCUCACUAAGAACGACAACGAGUUCCUUUGGGAUGACCAAGUUCAUGGUGCAGCCCUGGAAGAGACGAAGAGGAUCCUUUCUACAACUCCAGUCCUAAAAUACUUCGACCCAGGUGCCACGCCCACACUACAGUGCGAUGCCUCUAUGCAUGGCCUGGGAGCAUGUCUAAUGCAAGAUGGACAUCCAGUCGCAUAUGCGUCCAGGUCCCUGACCCCCACAGAGGUCCAGUAUGCACAAAUUGAAAAGGAGCUAUUGGCCAUAGUAUUCGCAAUGGAGAAGUUUGAAACCUACCUGUAUGGUAGGAAAGUGCUGGUUGAAUCUGACCACAAGCCUUUGGAAGCGAUCUUCAAGAAAAGCCUCCUAAGCGCACCAAAAAGGCUACAACGCAUGCUUCUUAGACUCCAACGCUACGAGUUUGAAGUUUCUUACAAAAGGGGACCCUCCCUGCUUAUGGCUGAUCCCCUGAGUCGUGCGUAUCUGUCGCUUAAAGAAGCCCCUGAGGACCAGGAAGACGUCAUGACAGUCUCAGAAACAAGGUCGCCAACAGAGAUAGAAGCAGAGCAAGUAAACAUGCUACAGUAUCUUCCAGUGAAAGAUGAAACCCUCUGUCAAAUCCAAAACCUUACUCAAGAAGAUGCUAUUCUCAAGACCCUCGCUGGCGUCAUUAAACAAGGCUGGCCAGAAAGUAAGCUCCGUCUCCCAACGGAAGUUCAAGAGUACUUUCCUUUCAAAGAAGAGCUCACACUUCAAAACGGAGUUAUUUUCAAGGGAGACCGUGUUGUCAUACCAUUCCAAAUGAGAGCUGAGCUCAAAAGGAAGCUACACUCCAGUCAUCUGGGAGUACAGGCAUGCCAGAGACGAGCAAGGGAAGCUUUCUACUGGCCUGGCAUGUACAAGGAGAUUGAAGAAUAUGUCUCCCAGUGUGCAGUCUGCAAUACAUACCACCAAGGGCAGCAGAGGGAGCCCAUGAUCUCACACCCAGUACCAUCAAGACCGUGGCAAGUCCUUGCUGUUGACCUCUUUGAGCUCCGGGGCCAGGACUACCUUGUCACUACUGACUAUUACUCAAAUUUCUUUGAGGUCGACAAGCUUGUUACUAAGACAUCGAAAGAAGUAAUUGAAAAGCUCAAGCCUCAUAUGGCCAGACAUGGAAUUCCGGACAAGAUAGUAAGCGAUAAUGGCCCCCAGUUCAGCUCGCAGGAGUUUAAGAAGUUCAAAGACUUAUAUGAGUUUGAUCAUGUUACAAGCUCUCCCACUUACCCGCAGUCAAAUGGCAAAGCGGAAAACGCGGUAAAGACUGCGCAGCGAAUCAUGCUUAAGGCCUUAGAGGCUGGCAGUGACCCUUACUUGGGAUUCCUUGACUUCCGCAACACCCCCACUGAAGGACUAGGAACAUCUCCAGCGCAGCGUCUCUUUGGCCGCCGUACCAAAACACUCCUGCCUACCGCUGGCAGACUCCUGACACAACCUGAAUUUGACACCACUUCCCAGCUUCUUCAUGCUCAGAAGAACAAACAAGCCUUCUAUUACAACAAUGGCACUAAAGAACUCCGGCCACUUGAACCAGGGAGCACCGUUCGUAUCCAUCCACCCAAGUAUAGGCAUCAAUGGACACAAGCAACGGUUGACAAACAAGUUGGUGUACGUUCCUACCAAGUAAUUACUGAUGACGGAAGGGUGUAUCGCCGGAACCGCCGACACCUGCGUCUCACAGCUGAAGUUCCAAAACAAUCACUUCCUGACAUUGAGGUAUCUAGCUCCGAUCCUUGUCCCCUGCCCCUGACCAACGUUGAACAGGUACCACCAGUAGCUGAAUCAAUGCCCCAAGAGGUGGCCAAGCCACAAGCAGCACCAGGCCCUCCACCUGAUGACAUACCAAGUCCUGAAAGAUGCAGCUCCCGGGGAAGAGUCCUACGAAGACCAGCAUACCUCAGUGACUAUGCAUGCUGA
Molecule: messenger RNA, 3921 nt
Organism: Pocillopora verrucosa
Lineage: Eukaryota; Metazoa; Cnidaria; Anthozoa; Scleractinia; Pocilloporidae
Source: RefSeq, a predicted model, not a curated record